Struthio camelus australis is the source of this 2327-nucleotide messenger RNA. The record is from RefSeq and is a predicted model, not a curated record. Lineage: Eukaryota; Metazoa; Chordata; Aves; Struthioniformes; Struthionidae.
UUGUUUUUUUUUUCUAGGUGAGGUGUGGCGUUCCAGAUGCCAGGUUUUAAUGUUUUUAUGUAGAUGUUUUUAAAACCAAUGGAUUAAUGAGGAACAAUUUUAUUCAGGGGAGGGGAGGAAAAAAUGGAGCACCUUGGAACAGACUGAGAUCUCCCUCCGCACCCCUCAGACCAUGGACGAGACAGGCCUAGUUUCCGUCAUCGGUUGUCUUGGGGGGUUGUAAAAGUGCUCCUUGAAAAACUCUCCUCCGGAUCCCUCACUUAACCUACCCUGUGCUUCUUAGAGAUGGUUGCUACAGACAAGCUUUGAUGAAAUUCAUGUUGAUUCAUAACAACCGAGUGAAGACUCAGCCCGCUGAAAGGCCUAGAGGGUCAGGAGAGAGGAACAAGUAGGAAGAGGACGAAAACGCACAUUCCACUGGACCUUCCCCUCCAGCCCCCCUUGCAAAGAAAGGAUUUACAGCUCAAACCUUGCACCAGCUGUUACUCGGCUUUAACAGUCAAGAGAGAAAUAAAUAAAAUUAAACAGCCACCGCCAGCCAGCCAGUCCCAGAUCCUGGUGAAAUCAGGGAGAGUGUUUCUGCAACUGCCUUCGGCGAGGGGGAGGAGGAGGAGGAGGCAGCAGAGCUUUGCAAGGAAGCUGGGCAGAUUGCUUGCAACCCCCUCCUCCUGUGCAGCAACCGGAGGGGACUGCUGGAUAUCAAAGGGCAGAUCAAAAAGGAGAAGUGGCUUCCUUGAGACCUCCGGAGUGGCUUUUUGCAAGAAGUCUACCGAUAUCUUGCUCGUUCCCAGGGUGCUUGCUGGGUGGGAAGGUGCACCCAGCUCCUCAUCUCACAGUGCUGCAAGUUUUGCUCGUCACCUUCCCGUCGCCCUAGCCUAGAAACGCUUGCCUUCUCUUUGAAGUCUGGGUGCCACCAUAAGCUUCGUGGGGACCUGCUUCUUGCAGGCUGUUGCCUGACUGAGGGAAGCUCUUAAGAGCUCUCAGCAUUCCUACCCCAACGGUUGUUUUAAAUCCAAAUCCAGUUCUCCGUUCUGAGUUUUUAACGUUUUUAAAUCUCCUUCCCCGCGCCCUCAAACGCUUGGAGGGCAGAGAAUAGCGUGGAUUCUUCUGGCUGCGCUCUUGGGCUUCUCACUCCAGAGACCGUGGUGGACUCCUGCAGACUGUCUGCUCUGUUCAGAACUCGCUCAAAGAGUAAUUUAGGAAGUUGGGCAGUGGUUUACCCCCUUCCGUCUCCCCUCCCCUUUUCGUGUUUGUUCUGACUCCAGCUGGGCCUGGGCUAUGCUGCAGAGCGGAUCCCCCACCAGAGCUCCAACAUGCCAGCAGCAUCUGGAAAGAGGUUCAAACCCAGCAAAUACGUCCCAGUCUCAGCUGCUGCCAUCUUCCUAGUGGGAGCCACCACCCUCUUCUUUGCCUUCACGUGCCCGGGGCUCAGCCUGUACGUCUCCCCAGUCAUUCCCAUCUACAAUGCUGUCGUCUUCCUCUUCGUGCUGGCCAACUUCAGCAUGGCCACCUUCAUGGACCCAGGCAUAUUCCCACGAGCUGAGGAAGACGAGGACAAGGAGGACGACUUCCGAGCUCCGCUUUACAAGACGGUGGAGAUCAGGGGCAUUCAGGUGCGCAUGAAGUGGUGUGCGACCUGCCGCUUCUACCGGCCGCCACGCUGCUCCCACUGCAGCGUCUGCGACAACUGUGUGGAGGAGUUUGAUCAUCACUGCCCCUGGGUGAACAACUGCAUUGGGCGACGCAACUACCGUUACUUCUUCCUCUUCCUGCUGUCACUCACCACGCACAUCAUGGGCGUGUUUGGCUUUGGCCUGCUCUACGUCCUCUACCAGGUGGAGGAGCUCUCCGGAGUCCGCAUGGCAGUCACUAUGGCCGUGAUGUGCGUGGCCGGCUUGUUCUUCAUUCCUGUCGCUGGCCUUACGGGUUUCCACGUGGUGCUCGUGGCGAGGGGCCGUACUACCAACGAACAGGUGACGGGCAAGUUCCGCGGUGGCGUCAACCCCUUCACCAACGGUUGCUGUAAGAACGUCAGCCGGGUCCUCUGCAGCUCCCCGGCCCCCAGGUACCUUGGGCGCCCGAAGGCCGAGCAGACGGUGCUGGUGAGACCCCCCUUCUUGCGGCCCGAGGUGUCAGAUGGUCAGAUUGCUGUCAAGAUCAUGGACAAUGGUAUCCAGACCGAGCUGAAGAGGACAAAGGUGAGGAAGGGGGAGAUUAGCGCUCCCCGUGCUGGCACCUGCGCCGCGUUCAAGCGCUCAGUACGUCGGAUGGCCCCGGAGGGCAGCGAGAGCCCACGAAACGCCACUGCCCGCCGAGGGGAGGGCUGA